This is a messenger RNA of Oncorhynchus mykiss (rainbow trout), 598 nucleotides long. Its product is annotated as small integral membrane protein 11. The record is from RefSeq and is a predicted model, not a curated record. NCBI's taxonomy places the organism in Eukaryota, Metazoa, Chordata, Actinopteri, Salmoniformes, Salmonidae.
GAGCAGUGCCACAUAUAUCUGUGCAAGGGGAAACUUCACCCAAAGCCACUUUCUUAACACAGUUCCGUCCAACGUCACAUUACAGCAAACAUGGACCACAUGAUCAACUGGAAGGCGUUGGACAAUGUCCCUCUGCUCUUCUACAUCUUGGCAUUGAAGACCCUGGUCUUGUGUCUGGGCUUCGCUGGAGUGAAGAUCUAUCAGGCUAAGAAGGAAGAGGCCAAGCUGAAGAUACAGAGGGCAGAGCAGAGGAGGAUAGCGGAGCAGGUGCAGGAGCUCCUGGAUAACGAGCUCCUGGACAACAAGAAGGAUGACUGACCCGGAGGAACAAGGGAGAGUGUGAGGAGAUGAAAGGAACUACAGUAUGUCACCUGACCAGACUGGGGACCUACAUGCUCCAAGGAUGGGGCGGAGCUCUGAUUGGCUGGUCUGGGGAGGAAGUGUUGAGAAUGUCUAGUUCCUGUUGGACAGUACUCACCCAGAACAGGCCUGGGGUCCUGGGCAUUGCUGCGGGUGUCAUUCUUUUUUUUUACACAAACUUUUAACUUCAGAGCCACCAGAUGUUUUGUAAAUAAAGACUGCUUUUGUACCUCUGUUG